UAGAACCUUACCUUGAGCAGUCGCCUCGGCGCGAGACAAGAUGAGACCUUGACCUGGAGAACUCAAGGAAAGGCUGUCACCGAGCAGCAAUGGAGCGUCACACUGUUAACACAGCUCUUGAAAUCGUGAGGGCUCUUCAAGCGCAAGGCGUGGCGCUGGGAGGUUAUGAGGAUACUCAGGACCCCAAGCGGACACGCGUGCUCGAACACGGCGCCAACAUCGGAACGGGGGCGAUGUCGGGUGCCGCCACGGCUCCCCGCGACGCAAACGCGGGAGCCUAUGACGCCGAGCAGCACGAGCGCGAUCACGAGGGAGUCAGCUAUCCCGGCUCGAACGCGGCUGCCACGGCCAUGUACCACGCCCUGCUCGCCGCGCGUGCGGCCCCUGCCAAAGCAGUGACAGCAAACGCGGCCUACCCUGACGCCUACGCCGCGGCCGUGGAGGAAGAGCAGCCUCCCCGCCGCGGCCGCGGUCGGCCGCCUGGCUCCAAGAACAAGCCCAAAAGCGACGACCCGAACACCGCGCACCUGUUCGGCACAGCAGGAUACGCGGCCUUGCAGCGGCCAGCGCCGCCUGUUGCCUACAAGCCCGAGUACGACGAGGGUGGGGAGGGCUCGGACGGUGCGGCGGGGCUGGACUCGGACGCGGGCGGCUCGGCGUUUGGUGCCCGCGGCCGCAAGCGGAAGUCCUCUCGUCCCACGGCGGCCCAGCCGCACGGAGCCAUGUCCAUGCAGGACGGCGAGGAUGACGACACCGGCUCUCAGCAGCCGCGCGGGGUGCAGGGACUCGUGACUGCGCGGCCGGGCGUGCCGCUGACGGCGGCGGCGGGCGCAGUGCCCUACCCCAAGAACAUGGUGCUCUUCGACCCCAGCGGCCUGCCGGUGCGGCGCGGCCGCGGCCGUCCCCGCAAGGACUACCCGCCCGGCUACCAGCUGGUCCCCGCCGACCAGGUGUCGGCCGAGAUCCGGGCAAUGGUGCUGGGAGGCGAGGACGCAGCCGACGCCGCGGCGGCGGCGGCCGAGGCGGCGGCGGCCGCCGAGGCGGCAGUGGCCGAGGCCGCCAGUCUUGCCGAACGCGUCAUGACGGCGGCAGGUCCCAUGCCCGUGAACGAGCUGGUUGCGGCGCUGCAGAGCGUCGCCGACCCAGAUGCGGUGGCGGCGGCCGCCGUCGCGGCGGCCGCGGCCGCUGCCGGCAACGCCGACUGGGCCGCUGACGGCGGCAUGGGGGCCGUGCCGGCGCCUGCGGCGGCGGCGGUGUACGACGAUAGCGUGGCGGCCAUGGGCGAGGCGGCGCUGGCGGCUGCGGCGGCGGCGCGGCAUGCCGCCGUGUCCCGGCGGGAUGUGGGUGUGCAGGUACCUGACGUGCCGUACCAUGCAUUCAGUGCACUGUACGGUGGCGUGCCGGGCGAGGCUGGGACGGAUGUGGAGGGGAACAGCAUGGAGAGCCUGGUGGCGGCGAUCGCGGCCGCUGCUGCCGCCUCCGCGUCGGCGCCAUCGGCGCCGGACCCGCGUCUGUCUGUGCUCCUGGGCCUGGCGGCAAAGACACAGUCGCAACGGCUGGAGAAGCAGGAGGCAGCGGCGGCGGCUGCGGCAGCACAGGGGCAGGCGGCACAGGAUGGCCAGGAUGGCGAGGGCGUCGGAGCGCGCGGCGGCGGCGUGGGCGGCAGCGGUGGCGGCGGCCAGGAGGAGGGUGAAGAGCCGUCCGCUGCGCCCGUGGUGGAGGCAGCCGCUGCAGCUGAUGACGUUGAUACUGGUGCCGGCGCAGGCACCGGCGCUUCCUCGCCGGCCGCGGCAGAGGAGCAGCGGGCCGUGCGCUCUAGCCACUAUGGAGUCGCGAGCGGUGACGUUGACGCGCUUGUUGGCGGCGCCUCCGCGGGCGGCGCCAGGGCGCUGCCGCCCGGCGGCGACGGCGAAGGCCGUCGUGCGGGCUACCAUGGCGGCGGCUGGGCCGGCUCCCGGGCCGGCUUCCUGGUGCCUGUUGAGGCAGCGGCGAGCGGCUCCGACCCCAGUGCCGACGGCGCUCGCCAGGUCUACACGCACCCGCUGUCGGAGUUCAUGGCGGCGGCGGGGAGCCACAGGGGCUGCCGGCGCGGCUGCUGCUCCCAGCGUCUGGGUGGAGCCGGCGGUGACGCCGGCGGCGGCCGCCGGGCGCACCCGGCGCUGAUGCAGCGCCGCACCCUGGCGGCGCAGUACUACGGCGGAGCCGGCGGCGGCAGCGACAGCGAGUCGGCAGAGGCGGCGGCGGCAGCUGCGUCGGAUGAGGACGAGGAGCUGGCGACGGCGGGCCCCGACUGCGAUGACUACCUGUACGCGGCUGCGCCGUCGGGUGGUGGCGCGGCCGCCGGUCGUGUUAUCCCUCAGUACGACGGCGCCGGGGACGACGAGAUGGUGGAUCCGGAGGCGGCGGUGGCAGCUGCCGCAGCGGUGGCGGCGGUGACGGCGGCGGCCGCCGACCCGCCCGUGGAGGUGGACCCCGCUGCGGCGGCUGCGGCGGCCGCAGCGGUGGCGGCGGUGACUGGCACCGCCAUGCCGACCGUCAACGCCCUGCCGAGCGCCGCGCCGCUGGCGGGCGCGAUGCCGCCGCCGCCGCUGGGGAUGCCCGGCGCGCCCGGUCUGCCGGUGGCGGCCCAGCAGCAGCAGCUGGAUGCGGCUGCGACCCUGACCGCCCAGCUGCAUGCCGCGCUGGCCAACCCGGCGGCGGCGGCGGCCGCCGGCGGCCCGCCGGGCCAGCUGCACCCGGACGCCGCGGCGCGGCUGGCGGCGCUGAUGCAGCUGCAGCAGCUGUUUGCGUUGCAGCAGCAGCUACAGCAGCAAAAGUCCAUGCAGCAUGGCGGCGGCGACGACGGCGACGGCUCGCGCCGCACGCCCACACCGCCGCCGCCGCACCCGCAGCACCGCUCCAAGGCUGCCGCGCGAGUGGACAUCGUGAAGGCGGAGCUGGGCGAUAGCAGCGGCUACCGCGGCCCUAGCGGUCUGGCGGCGAUCCAGGCAGCCAACGCCGCGGCGGCGGCGGCAGCCGGCGGCCGGCCGCGCCGCUCCGCCGCCGUACCCGCGCGCUUUGCCGAUUCCAAGCUUUUCGUCAAGCCGCCCGGCGCCGGAGGCGGCGGCGGCGGUGGCGGGCGCGGCCGGCGGUACGGCAGCGAUGAGGAGAUGGAGGACGAUGACGAGGAGUUUGGCGAGGAUGAGGACGAUGAGGAGCUGCCUGGCGACGGCGAGGAGGACGUGGAGGAUGAGGAGCUGGAGACGGAUGACGACAUUGAGGGCGGUGGCCGCAUCCGCCGCGCCGGCUCGCGCGGCCCCGGUGGCGGCGGCGUAGGGCGCCGCGUCGGCGGCAGCGUGGAGGACGAGGCGGAGGCCAAGCGGCAGGCGCACCUGGCGCGGCGGCGCGAGGCGGCGCGGCGCAUGCGCGCGGAGGCGGCGGCGCAGCGCGCCGCCACGCAGGUGCAGCAGCACCAGCUGCUGCUGGCUGGCGGCCUGCCCGGGCUGCCGGGCUUCAUGAUGGGCAUGCCGGGUGCCGGCGGCGGCGAGGGCGCCGGUGGCGCCGGGCCGCUGGGAGGCACCGACGGCGACGACGACGGCGAGGGCGAGGAGGCGCGGCUGCGGCGGCAGCUGGCGGCGGCCACCGCAGGCGGCGGCGGCGCCGCGCUUGGCGUCGGCGGCAAGCUCUCUGCCGCGGAGCGGCAUGAGCGCGAGCUGGCGCGGCGGCGCGAGCGUGAGCGGCAGCGCCGCGCGGAGCUGAAGCGCAUGCGCGAGGCUGGGCAGCUGGGCGGCGCCGGCGCCGGUGUUAGCGGCAUCAGCGACCCGGCGUCGGCGCUGGCGGCGCUGAUUGCCGGCGACGGCAGUGAGUUCGCGGAGCCGGGCGAUGAGCUGCUGCCGCCUGAGGAGCAGCGGGAGCGGCAGCUGGCGCGGCGGCGCGAGCGGGAGCGGCUGCUGCGGAUGGAGCUGCGCCUGCGGCGGGAGGAGCAGGCCGGCGGCAACGGCGGCACCUCCACCGACCCACUGGACGACGACGACGCCGGCGACCUCGGCGACUACGGAGGCGGGGGCGGCGGCGGCGGCGGCUACAAUGGGCUGGCGCCGAUGCGGGUGGUGGUGCCCAAGCCGUUGGGCAUUGCGUCCUUCCGCGGCCUGUCGGCGCCGCCGGGCGGCGGCACCAUCAUCCUGCCUGGCGGCCUGCCGCCGCUGGUGCUGCCGCCGGCGCUGCCGUCCUCGCUGCCGCCGCUGGUGCUGCCGCCGGGCAUGUCGGGCGGCGCCGCGGCCCGCUACGGCGCCGGGCAGGGCCCGAGCGGCCUCCAGCCUGCCGGCAACUCUCUGGGGCUGCCCAGCUCCAUGGCACCCAGCCCCGCACCCGGCGGCCUUGCGUCCGCCACCCCCGGCGGCGGCGCCACACCGCUCGGCACCGGCAUGGCGGGAGCGGCCGGGGCGGCUCUUGGCGCGCCCGGCUCUGCGCCGGCGCGCCUCCCCUCCGCCGGCCACAUGGAUGCGGCUACUGCUGCCGCCGUUGCGGCGGCGGCGGCGCUGGCGAGCCAGAAGCGGCCGCGGCAGAAGUUCUUGGGCACACCCACAGAGAAGCGCGAGCGCGAGCUGGCGGUGAAGCGUGAGCGCGAGAAGCAGCGUCGCCUGCGUCUAAAGCAGGAGCGCUUGGCUCGUGCCGGCAUUGAGAUGCCGCUGCCGCCGGCCGGCGGCGCCAGCCGUGCCAGCGUGGGCCCCGCCAGCACCGGCGGCCUGGCAACGUCGACGGGCGGGCAGCCUGGCGGCACCGGCGGCGGCGCCAGCAGCGCCAUGACCACCCAGUCCAUGGGCACGGGCGAUGAGGAGGGGCCGCCGCGGCAGCGGCCGAGGCUUGACGGCGCCACCGGCGGCCUGGAUCCCAACGCGGAGCCGGGGGAAGGUGACAGCGGUCCCGCGGCCGGGGCGGCGGCGGGCACCGCUGAUGCAUCGUCACAGCCGCCCAACUACAACACCAACAACAACAUGAAUGUCAGCGCCAGCCUGGUGACGCAGGUUGACAGCGCGACGCUGUACGCACCGGGAGGCAUCCCGGCGGCGGUCGCGGGCGGCUACGCGCUCAGCGACCAGGCGUACCUGGAGAAGCGCGAGCGCGACCUGGCGCUGAAGCGGGAGCGGGAGCGGCAGCGCCGCCAGCGGCUCAAGGAGGAGCGCCUGGCGGCGGCGGCCGCUAUGUCAGGUGGCAGCGGCGGAGCCGCCGCCGCCGGAGGCGGAGGCGGCAGUAGCGGGUACAUGGAGCAGCAGCAGCAGCAGCAGCCGUACCAGCAGCAGCCGAACCUGGCGAUGCAGUUGAAGCGGGAGGCGCCGACGAUGUACGGGUCUUCGCUGGGCGUUGCGGAGGAGGAGCGCAUGCAGAUGCAGGGCGGCGGCGGAGGGGGAGGGGGAGCAGGAGCGGGCGGGGCGGAGGGGCAGGGCGGCAAUGACGCCGCGAUGGCAGAAGCCGAGGCGGCCGCCGCCGGUGGCGCUGGUGCCGCCACUGCUGUGGCCAACGGCGGUGGGGAGGAGGCGGAGGAGAUGGAGGAGGAGGAGGAGGGGGAACCUGACCCAGCAGCCGUGGCCGCCGCGGCUGCCGCUGCUGCGGAGCAGCAGGCUCGGGAGAAGGCGGAGCGCGACCGUGAGCGAGCCGAGUCGCGUGCGGCGCGCGAGCGCGCGAUGGCGGAGCGCGCCGCCCGGGAGGCGGAGAAGGCUGCCAAGGCGGAGCGCGAGGCGAAGGAGAAGGAGGCUCGCGACAAGGCCAAGCGGGAGGCGGCGCUGGCGGCCAAGCGCGAGGAGGAGCGGCGCAAGCGGCGGGAGCGGAAGAAGCUGGAGCGGGAGAAGGAGAAGGCGCGGGGCGGCGCCGACUCGGAUGCGGAGGGCGAUGAGCGCGAGGGCACGCCGCCGCCGGGCGGUGCGGGCGGCGAGGCAGGGGCGCGGCCCCAGAAGGGCGGCCACAGCGCGCCCUUCUAUCGCACCGUGCUGCGCCGCGUGAAGCGCAUGGUGCAACACAUCAAGCAGGAGGAGCAUGCGCUGGCGGUGCUGGAGGCGGAGGGCUGGCGCGGCGGCGCGCGCAAGAAGGUGCAGCUGACGUAUGAGCUGCAGCGCAGCCGGGAGGCGCUGGAGAAGCGGCGGGCAGCCAUCCGCGAGGCUGUGUCGCUGUGUGACGCGCCGCCCGGGCUGAAGGCCAUCCCUGCUGAGCUGUUUGACGAGGAGGGCGAGCUGGAGGAGCACCACAUCUUCUGCGCCGUGUGCUACAGCUACGAGAUGGCGGACGACGACGACGUGGUCCUGUGCGACGGCCCCUGCAACUGCGCCUUCCACCAGAACUGCCUGGACCCGCCGGUGGACGUCACCAAGCUGCCCGAGGACGAGGGCUGGCUGUGCCCCGCCUGCGACUGCAAGGCCGACAUCCUGGACCUGCUGUACGAGGAGUUCAACAUCGAGUACGACAUAAACGACCCGUGGACCGCCAUACUGCCGCCGCCGCCGGAGCCCGAGCCGCGGCCGCCCGGGGCUGGCGGCAGCGCCGAGCCGGACACCGAGGCGGGCGGAGCGGGCAGUGGCGAGGAGGAGGGUGAGGCCGGCGAGCGCGGUGGCAAGCGGCGGCGGCGGCGGCGGCGGCGCAACGUCAAGCCCAUGUCAGAGGGCGAGGUGGGCGGCGGCUGGCUGGCGGCGGACCUGCCCUCAGACGAGGAUGAUGAUGACGACUUUGCGGCAGAAGCCGAGGCGGGCGAUGACGAUGACGACGAGCAGGAGGCUGCUGGCGCCGCAGGGCCCUCCGGCUCUGGCGCCGCGCCCAUGGACACCGACGCGCCUCCGGCUGCCGCCGGCGAAGCCGCCGCCGCCGAUCAGGCGGCGGCGCCGGCCGGCGACGCCGAAGACGAGGAUGGAGAGGAUGCAGACGCAGAUGAAGAUGAGGAUGAUGAUGAAGAUGAAGAGGAUGACAGCGGCGGUGGUGACAGCGAUGAUGAGGAGCUGGAUGACUUGGAGGAGGAGAGCGGGCUGAGCGGGCUGGGCGAGGGCGAGGGCGGCAGCGACGACCUGUCGGACGCCAGCGAUGACGACGGGCACGGCAGCGGCAGCGAGGGAGAGGUGGUGCUGGAGAAGCGCCAGCGCAAGCAGGUUGACUACAUGGAGCUGCACAAGCAGCUGUUCGGCGUGGAGCCGGCUCCGGGCGGCGGCGAGGAGGACGACGACGACUACGACCCCGACAUGGCCUCGCCGCCCAAGACCCACAAGAAGGGCGGCGGGGACAAGGACAGGGGCGAGAAGGACAGGGGCGAGAAGGACAGGGGGGAGAAGGAGGGGCAGGACAGCUGAGGUGAUGUUGGGCGUUAGAAGGCCGCACGUGAGCGUGUGUGGACCGAUCGCAAAGCAAGGCAGCGGUGGCGGGCACAGCCGUUGGCAGGUAGCAGGGCAGCAGGAGGGAGGCGGCUUCGAUGAACACUGCAUUGCGCGGGUGUCUGUUGGUAGCGGCUUGGUGGGGCAGAACAGUAUAAGGACCAACGCGUUUUGUGUGGGGGCGUGUCAGUGCCUGACACGCGCGUGAAUGCGGCAUGGGGGUGGAGGGUGGGGCCGUGGGGGUCCCUGCGCGCGCGCUGGAUUGGAGGACGAGAAACGGCGGGACAGGGCAGCUGCAGAGGCGGCCGGCCGUGCCGGAAUGGCCACCAACACUCGGUGAUUGCCAUCCCUACCACUCUGCAUCUUUUUGACGGCUUGCCUCGGGAAUGAAUACGUCUCACGUCCCCCCGCUUUGGACUUUUUGGUCGAUCGAGUUCGAAAUGGUGUAAGUACACACGUGUUUGCGAUUUCGAGGGUUGCGCGGCCCCGCCGCCGGAAUGACACGGUGUUGCCCUAUCAGGCGUGCCCGGCCCUGAUGACAUUACUGCACCAAGCGCGCCCACACGAAACCCAUGGACGUGUGUAUGUGUGUAUGUGUGUGCGCGCGCGCGCUGACGAUGUGUGCACGCAGUACUACGCAGUGUGGGCGUUGGCUCAAGAAUGAACUGCUACUACGUGUAAGCUACCACUCAC
Messenger RNA from Chlamydomonas reinhardtii, 8018 nucleotides. RefSeq lists its product as uncharacterized. Gene Ontology annotation, biological process: chromatin organization; regulation of DNA-templated transcription. Lineage: Eukaryota; Viridiplantae; Chlorophyta; Chlorophyceae; Chlamydomonadales; Chlamydomonadaceae. The transcript is spliced from 13 exons. Bases 90 to 7304 code for a protein of 2404 amino acids. The record is from RefSeq and is a predicted model, not a curated record. Gene Ontology annotation, cellular component: nucleus. Gene Ontology annotation, molecular function: DNA binding; chromatin binding.